AAGGAAUUUCUUCUUACUAGCUAGUCUAAAUCUACUCUCUUCCAGUUUAAAGUCAUUUCCCCUCAUGCUGUUAACUACAUACCCUUCUAUAAAGUCCCUCUCCAGCUUUCCUGUAGGUACAGGAAGACUGCUACAAGGUCUCCUUAGAGCCUUCUCCAGGCUGAAGAACCCCAACUCUCUCAGCCUCUCUUUGUACAGGAGGUGCUCUGAACCUCUGAUCAUCUUUGUGGCCCUUGAUAAACUUCAGAUUUCCUGCUUGGUAUUUUUGGUACACUACAUUCCUGUCUGUGCUGUAACUGUAGAUUUCAUGUGCAUUUUGAAGCAUAAAAGGCAGAGAAAAAAUGGAUAAAGAUAACACCAGCUUCAGGGCUGCAAAAUGACCAAGGUCCACCAAAACCUGGUGGAAUGAUUCCCGUGACUGGAGUAUGGCUAUCAACAGCUACAAACUGAUCAGAAGGGACAGGCAAGGAAAGAGGGUAGGGAGUGUUGUAAUCUACAUUGGGAAAGGAAUACAGUGUGAAGUUCUCUAAAGAACAGUCAUGAGCAAAUCGAAAAAAUACGGGUGACAGAGACUGAGGCAGCAGAGGCAUCCUUGUGAUCGGUGUCUCCUACAGGCCACCAGACUAGUCAGAGCCUGUUGAUGAGACCUUCUACCUCCAGCCUACAGGAGGCAUCCUGAUCGCAAUGGCUUGUCCUGCUGGGGGACUUCAACCAGCAAGACAUCAGCUGGAAAAGUAGCAUGGAGAGCUGUAGGCAAUCCAGGAGGCUCCUGGAAUGGACUGAGGAUAACUUCCUGAGCCAGGUAAUUGACGGUCCCACCAGGGGGGAUGCAGUACUGGACCUGCUGCUUGCCAAUGCAAAUGGACUGAUCGGUGACGUCAGGAUUGUAAGUUGCCUGGGCUGUAGUGACCAUGCUAUGGUUGAGUUCAUGCUCCAGAGGGAUAUGAAAUUGGCAAAGAGUAAAAUCAGGGUGCUAAAUUUUAGGAAAAUGAAAUUAGUCCUAAAUUGUCCUCAUGGGUAAGGGUGCAGAGCAGAGCUGGCAGACUUUUAAGGAAGUUUUCCUCAGGGCACAAGAGCUCUCCAUUCCCAAGUAUAGCAAGUCAGGAAAGGAAGGGAAGAGACUGGCAUGGCUGAACUGGGAGUUGCUGGUCAAACUGAAGAGCAAGACGAAAUUGCAGUGGCAAUGAAAACAGGGACAGGUACCCUGGGAAGAGUAUAAGGAAGCUGCUAGGCUGUGUAGGGAUGAGGUCAGGAAAGCCAAAGCCAAGUUUGAACUAAACUUGGCUAGGGAUGCCAAAAAGAACAAGAAGGGCUUCUGCAGGUCCCUCAGCCAAAAAACAAAAGUCCAGGAGGGCUUACUCCCCCAUAAUGAGUGACACAGGCAAGCUGCUAACAACAGACAAGGAGAAGGCUGUGCUGAGACUUGUCCUGGAAUACUGUGUUCAGUUGUAGAGUCCUCCAUAGAGGAGAUAUGUAGAAGUGUGUCCAGAGGAGGGCCACAAAAAUGAUCCGUGAGAUGGAACACUUCAGCUAUUUGGACAGGGUGAGAACAGCUUGGGCUCUUCAGCCUGGAGAAGACUCCACGGAGACCUGAUAGCAACUCUUCAAUAUCUACAGGUAGCUAUAAGAAGGCAACAGACUCUUUAGCAAGGUUAGUUGUGAUGGCACAAAGGGAAAUUAUUUCAGACUAAGACAGGGGAGAGUUAGAUCUGAUAUAAGAAAGUAUGUUUACACAAUUAAGGUGCUGAGGCAUUGGAGCAGGAUUCCCAAAGAGGUGGUGGAAGUUCUGUCCUUGGAGACGUUCCAGGUCAGACUGGACAGGGCUCUGAACGACUUGAUGUAGCUGUAGGUGUCCCCUUUUCAUUGCAGGGAGUUGGACUAGAUGACCUUUAAGGGUCCCUUCCAACUAAAAAGAUUCUAUGAUUCUGUAUAUAAAUAGCUUGUGAGUGUCUUCCAAGGCUUUCUCUGCAAUCUUCCGGCUUUAAGUAACAAUAACUACAUGGAUUAAGUCUUCUUCAGCAGUAUAAGGCUCAACAGCAGAUGUUGAUCCCUUUUAUGUUUCAAAGGAAAAUGUUCUGUGAUUCACAGAAAAUUUAUGAUUAAAAAUGAUAUGAGAAACCAUUUGUCAUUAUGAACCAUAAUGAACAUGUGUGCAGAUUUACUGAAAAGACACUGUGCAUUCUUCUCCCAGAAAAAGGAGAAAAUAUUUCCUUUGGUUACAAAAAAAAAAAAAAAAAGAGUAUAAAUCAAACAAAGACAAACCUACCUACUGAGGAUGGAUGGGAGAGACCCCACUGGAAGAGGGAACACUGGGGAAGAGCAAGGAGCAGCAGUAUGGAAAUCAUUGCUUUGCUGGACUUGUCAGGGCCAACAAGCGGUUUGCGGGCUCUCAAAAGUGAGAGCACAGCACAGAGCCCGCAAUUCAGUCCUUCCUGGUGAGAGGCAGAGGCUUCGUGUGGCCCUGCACAGGACCAGGUCUCGGUGUUGGGGCGGGCCGGCCAUGGCCCCGCUGUGCCACACCCCACUGUCCCUACAUCACAAACGUUGCCAUAGCAGCCAGCUGGUGACAUGGCAACUACAUCACAAAGGGGACAACCCCAAGUUCUGGGCAGAGCGAGGCUGGGUGCCACUUUGCCUGUGAGUUGCCUGGAGAGAGGAGCUUGACUGCUUGGCUCUCUUUGCACAUCACAGACAUGGCUGAUUUCUGGGGAAUUAGCUUUUUCCUCAGCCUGGAGGAUGACGAUAUCUUCUAUCCCAUCCUUGGGAUCAUGCUGAUCAUAUCAUUAUUUGUAUGCAUUAUGGCCUUGGGGAAGUGGAAGUGUGGGAGGACAAGGAGGUACAGCUGCAGUGGCAACACAGAGAAUCGCAGAGCUGCAGACCUCCACAGUGCUUCACAGUCCUCAAGGACACACAGUUCCCUGAUAUUGGAGAGGGAAGAUACACAAGAAAGACUCUGGAAGCUGGAAAGGAGACUUGAGGAAUUUCACAGAUACUUGGAAAUGUCAGUGAUGGAGGCGUUAGAGGACACCAAUGACCCACUCACUUCCGAUAAAGCAGUGGAUACCAGAUUAACACCAGAGAUGUCUCUGUCCUCUCGGAGUGACAACUCCCUCACUUCCAUCAUGGCGGCGGAAAAGUGGUGCUCUUCCAACAUGGCAGAGGGAGCCCGCAGUCCCUCAAAGGCCUCCCUGUCCUCUAGGAGCGAUAAGUCCCUCACUCCCGUCAAGGCAGUGGGAGCUGGGUGCUCUUCAAGGGACUCUCUGUCCUCCUGGAGUGACAGCUCCCUUGCUGCCUUUGUGGCAAUAGAACCUGACUGCUCUUUGAGAGCCUCUCUGCCCCCUUCCAGGAAAAGCUCCUGCACUUCUUCCAAAGCAGAUGAAGGCAGCUGCAUUUCACAGCUGACCCUCAGCACUCCUCUGCAUGGAUCAGAUUCGAGUCAUGCUGCCCUGCUUGACCUCAUGCUUUCUGAUGCUCUUGAGCCUCAAGAAGUCCAGGAGACCUUGGACUGUGUUGUCCCAGAAGGGAAACCAGAGGAGGAAGCGGGCCUGGCAAUACAUGGAGAAGGGACUUUGCAGGAAAAGUCUGCUCCUCAGAUGCCUCAGCAACUAUCAGAGCCCCAUGUGGAGGUGGAGCCCAGGGUGUGGAAGCCGUUGUUCCUGGAUGAGGCUGUGAAAAGGCAGCUGGAGAGGCACAUGAUAAAAAUACAGAUACAGCGGUGCUUUGGGCUACCAGAGAAGGUUCUGGCCUCCUACAAGAAGGCCUCAGAGACCAUCCCGGAGCUACAAGACUUCCUUCCUCCUCCACAGUGGCACACUGCACUGCCCUACCACUCGCCCUUCCAUUGCUGGGACAGGCAAGUUCGCACCAGGAAGAUGGCAGUGCGGCCCUGUAGGCCACAGCAAAAGUCCACAGCCCCUGUGAAAACAAGCACGCGAGGAACACAGACACCUGUCUGCUCUGUGCCAGCAGCUUUCAUGACAGUGGCAAAAGAGGUGCCUCGUGAAGAUCUGGAGAGAUCCCAGCAGAAAAGGAUAUGUAGGGGAACAGCAAGAAGUAGCAGCUCAGCCAGGAAGAAGACCCAGCCCGGCAGUUGCACAAAGGAGCAGGGCCCUUUGGCACAAGGGGGUGAUCCCGGUCCCUCCUUUUCCAUCCAGGAAGAGCAGACAGUGCCACAGAGCAAGGGAGCUCCUCAGGAAAAGGAAGAGCAGGACAAUGAGAACGCCACCAUGCCCAGCGGGGGCAACAUGGGGAUCCAGGAGCUGUCACAAGGCAGGACAGCUCCUUCAGGAAAUAAUUCCCCACAGAUAGAAGACAUUUUCAGUAAGGACACUCCCAGAGCUGUGCCACAACCUCUGAACCCUGCAGAGACCAGCCAGGAAGAAAGACCCAGCCUGGAAGAGAUAUUCAAAGCACUUAUAGACUUCUACAGGGUCAGCACAAUGACUGAAAACCAGCAGAACCAGCUGCUGGCUUCCUGGCUGGAGCAGUCCGGGGACGAUGUUGGGCACUCAAGGUCAGAGCCAGCAGCAGAGAGUCCCACUGCCACACUCUACAGAGCAGAGAACGAAAUGCAGAAGAGAAAGGGACUCGAGCAGUAUGGAGUCAGGGCCAGGAGGCUCUGCCCCAAGUGCAGCAAAGCCACCUGUGUGGAUGGGAGUGAAGACACCUGGACUUCAGCUUCAGUUGCAACUGCAGCGCCAGGCACAGGAGGAGACGAGGCAGUGGGAAAGAAGCAUCUAUCUGGGGAAGGGGCCAAAAGGGAGCAAGGUCAGAAUCAAAUUGCUGAUGCUGCCCAGCAGCCAGAGGGGCGCCGUGUCUACCGCUACCUGAUAACAAUCAGUACAGUCAAGCACAGGACGCUUCUGUUCCAGCAGGCCCCUACCAGGACCCCGCUGUCACAAACACAGUGGCUGCCCAAAUGUGAAUCAGAAACAGACAGGAGCCCAGCACCAUCUUUGCCAAGCUGCUGCUAUGGUUGUCUCACCCCUAUCCUCCUUUCCCUACAGAGGGCAUGGGCCAAGCUCCUAAGUGCAGGGAAAGCCCUAUGUUCCAAGAUAAGGAAGAAGUGAAGUAGGAGCCCCAAGAAAGAGGACCAGCCAUGGACAGCCCAGUCUCACCUUGGGAUAAGGGCAUAGCUCAAGACUCCUGGGGAAAGGCUGCAACCAUCUCAGGAGGCAAUAGGGAAGAACUUCAUGUAUUUGGGGCUGAGACCUUCUUAAUGGGAGUGACAGACAACAUCAAGACUUGGUGCCAGGCAAGCAUGGAGACAGCAAGGGACUGAAUGACAGUGGGAGGAGUCCUGGGCACCUGUGGACGCCGGCUCCUGCUGAUCAUGGGGUAGCACCAGCCUUUGAGGGACAUGGACCCAACGAGCAACAGAUCCCUGCCAGGACCACCAAGGAACAGGAGCUCUCCCAAUAAUAAAUACAUAAACAUCACUUAAAUACAUAAACAUCACUUAAAAUAUGCUCACUGAUGUCUCGUCUUUCCUGCCGAGGACCACAGUUGCCUACUCACUGCUCAUACCUCCUAGCAGGGGCAAGGUGGGCAGCUCUGCUGGUGCCUUUUGGAGGAGAGAAGAAAGAGGACUAGGUUGGCACUCCAGGUACUUGAGAGCAGGGAUGUGGGGCCUGCCUUCCACAUGAGGCUUGUAGAGGCAGCGAGAACUGCCCAGCUUGCUGGGGGCCUUUGCACAGUACUUCUGGUUUAGAAAUACUUCUGGUGUGAGAGCAGAGUGAGUCCUUCAGGACCAGUGGCAGGGAGAAAUGAGGGUGGGAGUCAGCCAUGAGACAGAGAAGGCAGAGGCAGCCAUGCCGUUAUUUUGCCUGCAGUAAGUUGGGCGGAGACCCUUGGAAUAGCAGACAGAGGCCUCUGUGGGCACUACCUCUCUUUUUUGCUGUGGGAUGG
Messenger RNA from Meleagris gallopavo (turkey), 5907 nucleotides. RefSeq lists its product as uncharacterized. The record is from RefSeq and is a predicted model, not a curated record. Lineage: Eukaryota; Metazoa; Chordata; Aves; Galliformes; Phasianidae.